ACCCUUGAAUUGUGUGAUGCCUCGUUAGAUAGACUGUUUCUCAAUGAAAAUGAACCCAAAAAAUACAGUGGCCCAAUGCCACCAGAAAUCGAAGUUCUUUUCCAGUUGGCUAAAGGACUCGAGUACAUUCAUCAAAUGGGAUUAGUCCAUCGCGACAUCAAGCCAGAAAACGUGCUGAUCCGUUUGAAUUCUACAACCCAACGAGUGAUGAUGAAGUGGGCGGAUUUUGGUUUAAGUAAACAAGUCAACGAAAGGGGAACUUUUACCAUGACUGGAGUGAGAGGAACAAUGGAUUUUUUCGCACCGGAAAUAUUGAAAUUACUGGACGAGGACAGUUCUACUGGGAAAGAAGUUCAGAAAAGAGGGACCGUCAAGAGCGAUGUAUUUGCAGAGGGUCUCGUCUUUGGCUAUUUCAUUUCAGGAGGGGUUCAUCCCUUUGGCACCACAAGUCAUCAAAUUCAAAACAAUUUAAGAACAAAUGAACCUGCCAAUCUUCCCAGUAAGUCGAGUGGAAGCGUAUUUAAAAAAAUUUUCGGUACAGAAACAACCAACAUUCAUAAUACAAUCACAAGAAUGCUAGAAAAAGACCCAAAAAAUCGACUUUCUUCGUCUGAUGUCGUUAAUCGACUCACCGAAAUUAUCCUGAAGAAUUCACAGCAGUUAUUCACUUUAAUUGCAAAGGGGAACCCAAGUGUGGAAGAAAUCGAAAAACUGAUACAAGAAGGUGCGGAUGUCAAUGCCAAGGAUGAAAAAGGAUUGACACCGCUAUUACGCUUAGCACAAAGCGAAAAGAUAAGUGAAAAUUUGAUAGAAAUAUUUAGUCUCUUGAUCAAACUCGGAGCCAACGUCAAUUCACUUGACAGCAACGGCGAAAAUGUUCUCUUUUUGUGGUGCAAAAAUCGCGAACAACAUCAAAACAAAAGUUUUUUGGCAAUCAUCAAUCUCUUCGUUGAAAAUGGAAUUGAUAUCAAUUGCAAAAACAUAUACGGAAAUAAUGCUCUUACUAUAUUGUGCAUAUUUUAUAAAAACGAUAAUUUAAUUGACAUUACUCAACUUUUCAUUGAAAAUGGAAUCGAUGUCAAUUGCAAAGCAAUAUACGGAGAUAAUGUUCUCACUACAUUGUGCCAAUUUUACAAAAACGAAAAUUUAAUUGACGUUAUAACAUUAUUAAUCAAAAGUGGAUUCAAAGUGACUGAAAAAACGCGUGACUACUUCCAGCAAAAUUAUAAAGAAACAAAUCGCACUCAAGUCUUGCAAUUACUUCAUGUUUAAACAACAUUCAGAUUAACCAGCAAACUAUAACGAAUGGCCGCCAGUUGAUUUAAGUAGAAGAAGGUAUCGAUUACGUAGCAAAUUGGAUGGAACUUACUUGA
Molecule: messenger RNA, 1373 nt
Organism: Daphnia pulicaria
Lineage: Eukaryota; Metazoa; Arthropoda; Branchiopoda; Diplostraca; Daphniidae
Product: putative ankyrin repeat protein RF_0381
Exons: 2
Coding region: 76-1272 (398 amino acids)
Biological process (GO): protein phosphorylation; intrinsic apoptotic signaling pathway in response to endoplasmic reticulum stress; IRE1-mediated unfolded protein response
Cellular component (GO): IRE1-TRAF2-ASK1 complex
Molecular function (GO): ATP binding; RNA endonuclease activity; protein serine/threonine kinase activity
Source: RefSeq, a predicted model, not a curated record